Rhea pennata is the source of this 541-nucleotide messenger RNA. It is a transcript of the gene RPL32, whose product is annotated as ribosomal protein L32. NCBI's taxonomy places the organism in Eukaryota, Metazoa, Chordata, Aves, Rheiformes, Rheidae. The coding region runs from base 89 to 496 and encodes 135 amino acids. The record is from RefSeq and is a predicted model, not a curated record. Gene Ontology annotation, molecular function: structural constituent of ribosome. The transcript has 4 exons. Gene Ontology annotation, biological process: translation. Gene Ontology annotation, cellular component: cytosolic large ribosomal subunit; ribosome.
CCAGCCCCGCCCCCGCCGCCCCACAAGGCCCCGCGCGGCCCCGCCCGUCCCUCUCUCGGCGCGGCCUGCGCCAUCGCGGACCGACACCAUGCCUGCUCUCAGACCUCUUGUGAAACCUAAAAUCGUCAAAAAGAGGACCAAGAAGUUUAUUCGCCAUCAGUCUGAUCGCUAUGUUAAGAUCAAGCGCAACUGGCGUAAACCAAGAGGUAUCGACAACAGAGUUCGCAGGAGGUUCAAAGGUCAGAUCUUGAUGCCAAACAUCGGUUAUGGGAGCAAUAAGAAGACAAAGCACAUGCUGCCCACAGGAUUCAGAAAGUUUCUGGUCCACAAUGUUAAAGAACUUGAGGUGCUUAUGAUGAGUAACAAGUCGUACUGCGCAGAGAUUGCUCACAACGUGUCUUCGAAGAACCGGAAGAUAAUUGUGGAGAGAGCAGCUCAACUUGCAAUCAAGAUCACCAAUCCAAAUGCCAGAUUGCGCAGUGAAGAGAACGAAUAAAUGUCUUCUGCAGCUGAGAUAUAUUUAAUAAAGAGUGAAAACAAA